ACUCAAACUUUCUUGCCAUGCCCAAAAAGAAGGAGAAGAAACAAGAGGAAGGCGACAAAACAAAGAAAAAGCAAAGUCGAGUCACUCCCGCUGAAGAACGAGAGUCUGGGGACAAAGAGAAGGAUUUAUAUGUCGUUCAAAUCGGCUUUUUGAGCGAGGAGCUCGAGAGACAGCAGCUGAAAUGCAAGCGCCUGGAGAAGGAGAAUACGUCGCUGGCGUGUCGUUGCGUCUCCGUGGAGACGGAGAAGAAGGAUGCGGUAGAGUACCUGAAGAGGGAGCUGCUCGAGAAGGAGGACGAGGUGGACCGGUUGGCGGAGCAGCUGGACCAGAGUCUGCGCGAAGCCCACACAGACCGGGACGACCUGAGGAGCCGGUUGACUGGGGAACUCCGGGAACUCCAGGAUCGCAUCCACCGGCUGGAGGAUGACAAUGCCGGGCAAGUGGUCAGGCUGGCGGCGGUGGAGACUUUCGAGAAACAGAAGGGGCAGCUGAUGUUCAACAUGGCGGCCACAGAGAAGAAGCUGGCCGACCGGGAGGAGGAGCAUGCCGACGCCGUGCAGGCCGCAAAGAUGGAGGCGCUGCUGGAGAAGACCAGGCUGGAGAAGGAGCUGGAGGCCCAGGCGGCGGCGAGGGCGGCGGAGGUGGAGCUUCUGGUGGAGCAAAAGCUGCCCGAGGCCAGCAAGCGGGUGGCGAUGGAGAACCUGGAGGUGAAGGCGCGAUAUGCCGAACUGUCCGAGAAGGCCCACCAGCUGGCGCGGGAAAACCACACCCUGAGACAGCAGAGGGGCCGGAAGGCGACCGACGUUGCCAUCCUCGAGGAAACCAUCGCGAAAAUGGCGCGGCAGAGCUGCGUACGCAAGAAGGUGGCGGAGCAGUUGCAGGCAGAGCUGACAGAGCGCAGUUGUGACCUGGAACUACUUCGGAACCAACGCGACCAAUCCCGCGCCGAGCUGGAGGCACUCAGGUCCAAACUUAACCGUAUAUCGGCCAUAUUGUCACGUGACAUAAUUUUCUGCCUAUGAUGUCAUCUUCAUUCAAAUGUUUCCAUUAUUGUGGUUGGGACAAACCUCCUUGCGGGAGAAAGAGACAUGCCGCGGCAUCGAGUCGUCUGGAGGCGGAGCUACAGGUGGAGAGGAAGACGACUGGCCGGACGAAGGAAGCCGUCACCGCCCUCA
Messenger RNA from Phyllopteryx taeniolatus (common seadragon), 1175 nucleotides. RefSeq names its product cilia- and flagella-associated protein 157-like. The transcript is spliced from 6 exons. Gene Ontology annotation, molecular function: microtubule binding. The coding region runs from base 18 to 1022 and encodes 334 amino acids. The record is from RefSeq and is a predicted model, not a curated record. Lineage: Eukaryota; Metazoa; Chordata; Actinopteri; Syngnathiformes; Syngnathidae. Gene Ontology annotation, cellular component: cilium; ciliary basal body.